CAAAAGAACAAAAAAUACAGGUUCUGGAGUGGCCAAGUCAAAGUCCUGACUUGAACCCCAUUGAGAUGCUGUGGCAUGACCUCAAGACCUCAAAGACAGCGAUCCAUGCCCGACAUCCCAAGAAUCUGACAAAACUGCAGCAGUUAUUGUGGCCAAAGGAGGGACAACCAGCUAUUAAAUGUGAUGGUUCGGUUACUUAUUCCUCCCCACAGAUGCAAACAUCAUUAAAAAUAUGAAAACAUACAUGUUUUUUAGUUUAAUCAUUUUUUUCAUCUGUGUGAUUUUGAGAAAGAUCAGAUCACAUUUAAUGGUAAUUUUAUGCAGAAAUGUGAGAAAUUCCAAACGCUUCAGACACUUUUUUAGGCCACUGUAAUAUAUUUCUAUUGGUCUCUUUUGAAUAUCUGCAGUUGCAAAAUAAGAACCCGAUCACACGUUCACUCGUUUCGUUUUUAUGUAAAGCGUGAGAGGUGAAUACCCGAAUACCCGCGAGUCGUGAGUUUUGAACGACUCGGUCAGGACUUAACCAUCACUAGCAGUUUUCCUUCGUCAUGUUAAGCUAAGCUAUCACAACGUCAGUGCUCUUAAUAAGACACUCGGAUAUAUGUGGUGUUUUAUACACACACACAUGAAUAAAUAGCAUUUCAUUACUUUGUCCCACUGUACUAUAAGAAGAAAACACGCAGCAUUUCAUUACUUUGUCCCACAGUACUAUAAGAAAACAACCCCUAUAUCUUUACAUGUGAACAUAUGUAAUACAUUCUGUUACAUCUUCGCCUGAUGCCUGCAGCAGUCCAAGAAAAGAACAGGCUAAACUGUUUUAAGACUUUAAUCUUUAUCUUUAAUCCAUUUUAAUUUGUCUUACUUUACUUUCGGUUUCAGAGAGGGGCGUUUCUUGAAAUGUUCCAUUACCGCGCCUGCUUAAAAACCGCCCCGAAAAACGAAGCAAUGGCUAGAUUGCAAUGUAAAAAAACACACAUUUGUAGUUUUUCUUAAUUCUUCACUGUUUACUUCGAAGGAUUAUGUUUAUGUGAAAAGGAAGCGACACCUUGUGAUAUUUUUAGUCAGGCAUUGCCAUAGACACCAAUCACAAGUGGGGGCUUUUGUAGCCCUCUGUGGCGGAAAGGAGUGGCUGUGUUGUAUUUGGUAGAAAGUAGCACUUUUUUCGGUGCGAGUGAACAAACAUGAUGGACCAAAAAGUGAGGAUUUUUGUCCUUGUGGUGUUUUUGUGCUCAUUGUUGUGUUUUUGCUGGGCUGGAGACGACAUCGUGUAUACUUCCGAGGGCGGAACUCUGCGUUUACAACUCGGCGUGCCCGGACCCUUCACUAGUGUGGUGUGGAGGUUCAACACGGAUUUAGUAGCCGAGUGGGACCUUGGCUCAAACAUCAUUUACUACAAGAAGUUUCAAAACAGAGCCACCCUGAACCAAAACACUGGAGAACUUCACGUCGCCAACGUGACUACGCAGGAGCUUGAAGGCAAGUUCACAGUGGAUUUGAAUAAUACCGCCGAUGCCGUCACAAUCACCGCCAAAAUCAUCGACUCAGUCCCGGAUCCAGUGAUCUCGAGCCCGGAGGCGUGUUACGCCCCGUUGGGCCGCUGUACGCUGCACUGCGGUGGAGACUCCAGCAAGGCGGAACCGGUGACGUUUCAAUGGAAGCACAACCAAAAAGAAACCAGCAGGAGCAUCGUCAUUGAUAUCAACACCCAGAAUGUGAAGACCUUCUCCUGCACCAUGAGGAACCCCAUCAGCGUGAAGGAGAGCCAGCCUUUCAAAAACCCCUUCUAUCAAAACACAAUUGGACCAGGAGGGAUCGCCGGUCUGGUUCUAUUGAGCUUGGGUAUUGUGGGGGGCCUCUUGGGUCUCCUGUUUUGGUCCUGGAAGAAGAAACACACUCCCGUAAAUGUCAACGGAGAACCGCGUCCACAUGGUGGUAGUGAGGCAGUACCUCUGGGGUCCAACUCUGAGGGCACGGCUUGACUUUCACAUCUUGGAAGUUCUCACCCAAUAUUGGAAGGACAUGACCUCUGGCCCCUAUAGGUCCAGUUCGCUUUGUAGGACCCACCCACGUGGCUUUCUGAUGCUUAUCUCAAAUGGACAAUAAGUACACUCAGUGCACUUAGUAUACUGUGUACUUAACCCCCGAGCGGGGGAAUUUUGGCAAUGUUGCACUGUCGCAAGUCCGUUACACAUUUAUCGCUAGUUAAUAUUCUAGUACUUCCCACUUCUUCUAUUUGAUCGCUGGAGGUUGUUCCUCAGGUUUUGUUUAUUUCUAGUUAGUGCCUGGCCUGUGGUGGUAAGCGUCCAUCACCAUGCACAUUUGGAGUACUCCAUUUUGCUCGACUUGUCCGUGUGAACACACUUAAGCUCUCUAAAGACUUCUGUGUAAGUACACAAGGGCACCAAUUGAGACAGCUCAACUCAUUGACGACAGUUGGGGUGACAAUCGAAAAAGGGGGUGCAGUACUUGGCUGCAACCUGCAGAGGCGCUAUUAAGUCUUUUUUUUAAAGUAAAUUUCCAAGUAAUGGAUUUAAGAAAAUGUCUGUUUGAAUUUUUUCAAAUGUUUUUCUAAUUUACGAUCGGCACUCAGUAUGUCACAGCUCUGAAGAUUGUACCUACUGUGUUUUAUUUAUUGAAUAAUGGAGGAACAUGUGGAUAUUAUUUAGAAUUCCGCAUGGCGGAGACAUCUGUGAAGUUUCCAUCAUUUGUGUGCAGUUGUGUUGUUUGCUUUGUUAGUGCAAUUUUUGAAUAAUAACUUUGUUAAACUCUCACACUUGUCGCUUUGAUGUUUUUUGUAUUGAAGGAAACGGCAUCUUAGCUUUGUGUGUAUGGAUGAAUGGAUGGACUUCCUUUAUUGUCAUUGCACAAAAACACAGCAGUGAAAUUGCCAACGAAAUGUCGUACACCAGAGACUAAAAAGAUUAAUAAUAAUAAGUGAAUAAAUAGAUGAAACCGAAUAUAAACAAUGUACAGCGUAAACAGUAAAUUGCACAAAUAAUUUAAAUAUUGCUUGUGGGCGGGUAUAUCUCAUAAUUAUGACUUUAUCCAUGUAUAAUUAUAACUUCUUGUUAGAAAAA
Molecule: messenger RNA, 3077 nt
Organism: Doryrhamphus excisus (bluestripe pipefish)
Lineage: Eukaryota; Metazoa; Chordata; Actinopteri; Syngnathiformes; Syngnathidae
Product: CD48 antigen
Cellular component (GO): membrane
Source: RefSeq, a predicted model, not a curated record